UCGUACGAUCGGACGAUUACAGCGCCGCGUUCUGCCGCAAGCCGUGAUCGUUGGCGCAGUAUUACAGUACGCUCGAAGCGUGGUCAUCGCGAGUCGGUUUUUCGUCGUUGAACUGCCACGUAUCGAACAAAUUUCGAGCAAUAAUGGAGAUUCAAAUAUUGACUGCAAAGUCAUCCAAGUUCGUGGCCAAUGUGUCCGUAAAGCCAACUACUACCAUUAAAGAAGUUAAGGAAGAGUUACAUAAGUUAAAGAAAGCACCGCACGUUCAUAGACAAAGCUUGAGACUAGAUCCGAAAGGGAAAGCUGUAGCAGAUUCGGACACGCUGCAAAGUUUGUCCAUUGGCGACGGUGGGAAGUUAUAUUUAAAAGAUCUUGGACCGCAAAUCAGUUGGAAAUCUGUAUUCCUCGUGGAAUACGCCGGUCCCUUAGUCUUAUACUUGUGGAUAUACAAUCGCCCGUGGAUAUUUUAUGGCGAUGUCGUAACAUCCAAGGUCGACGAAACUGUAAACGUUGCAGCUAUUUGUUGGACCAUACAUUACGCCAAGAGGCUACUGGAAACAUUGUUCGUGCACCGAUUUAGCCACGCGACGAUGCCGUUGCGCAAUCUUUUCAAAAAUUCCUCUUACUAUUGGUUGUUCGCCGCGUACGUGGCCUACCAUGUAAACCACCCACUGUACACGCCACCUAACAAACUGAAAUUCAACGUGGGAGUAGUAAUGUUUGCGCUGUGCGAACUGGGCAACCUGAGCAUUCAUUUAGCUUUAAGGAAUUUGAGACCAGCAGGAUCUACAGUGAGGAAGAUACCUGUAGCUACUUCGAAUCCAUUCACGUUCCUAUUUAAUCUGGUUUCGUGUCCAAACUAUACUUACGAAGUUGGCAGUUGGAUCGGUUUCACCAUCAUGACCUCUUGUCUUCCAGCUGGUUUGUUCACUCUCGCGGGUGCGUAUCAGAUGACUGUCUGGGCAUUAGGAAAGCAUAAGGCGUACAAGAAAGAAUUUCCCAACUAUCCGAAAAACAGGAAAUCCAUCUUUCCAUUUUUGCUCUAAAUACUUGGCAGUAAUAUCAAUUUAGGGACGUGUAACAUUGGUAAUUAUAUUAGCCUCGUAUUUCUAAGAUCUCUGGAUUUUGUUACUUAUAUUUUUAUUAUUAUUUGAAUAAAUAAUUUACAUGGGAAUCGUUGUUCUACCGUACUUGUAUACGUCGA
Molecule: messenger RNA, 1204 nt
Organism: Nomia melanderi (Alkali bee)
Lineage: Eukaryota; Metazoa; Arthropoda; Insecta; Hymenoptera; Halictidae
Product: trans-2,3-enoyl-CoA reductase Sc2
Biological process (GO): very long-chain fatty acid biosynthetic process
Molecular function (GO): protein binding; oxidoreductase activity, acting on the CH-CH group of donors
Source: RefSeq, a predicted model, not a curated record